AUGGCCAAAUUUGACGACACUGUCACUUUCCAUCGAUCACAAGAUUCAGGCCCACACCGGGCAAUUGUUUUCCUUCAUGGAGGUGCUUGGAUUGAUGCCACUAACACACCUCACGAUUUCGAUAAAUUGGCAGAACAUUUGGUUCGCUUGAAUCAGUCUGAACCGGAAUUCUCUCUGUAUGCCGUCGAGUACAGACUUUCACCGGAAGUUAAACACCCGGCUCAUCUACUUGAUGUGAUAGACAACCUUGCGCAACUCAUCCGAAAGGAACAAGUCGACGAGCUCAAUUUAUUUGGACACUCCGUGGGUGCGACACUUGUGUGGCAAUUGCUUACUUGUAGCCCUGCACUAAGCUCAGAUCUUGAAACGAUUCGAUCAAAGGUCAAUCGGUGCUAUUUAGCAGACGGGAUCUUUUCCCUUGUUGAUAUGCUCAAAGAGUAUCCUACUUACGACUACUUCGUGUCACAGGCUUUUACUAAGGUCAAAGACUACGAUGACCCUGAAGAUUUGACGCUGCAAAUUUCAUCAAAUAUCAAGCUUCACAUCUUGCACUCUUACGAGGACGAGCUGCUCUCGCUUCGGCAGAGCAACUAUCUAUGCAAGGUCCUUCAGGCUCAUCAGCAACCUUACCAAACUUACUAUGAUGUAUUAGGGAAACACAACGAUGUCUACGAAAGUUUGAAAGUGGCAGAGUACAUUAUGUACACUAUGAUGUAUUGA
Lachancea meyersii CBS 8951 is the source of this 720-nucleotide messenger RNA. NCBI's taxonomy places the organism in Eukaryota, Fungi, Ascomycota, Saccharomycetes, Saccharomycetales, Saccharomycetaceae. The record is from the annotation of a GenBank genome assembly.